Trichomycterus rosablanca is the source of this 2877-nucleotide messenger RNA. RefSeq names its product transient receptor potential cation channel subfamily V member 1-like. Gene Ontology annotation, biological process: calcium ion import across plasma membrane. Lineage: Eukaryota; Metazoa; Chordata; Actinopteri; Siluriformes; Trichomycteridae. The transcript is spliced from 15 exons. Gene Ontology annotation, cellular component: plasma membrane. Gene Ontology annotation, molecular function: calcium channel activity; protein binding. The record is from RefSeq and is a predicted model, not a curated record.
AUGGACAAACCGAAGAAACUCUUCUUAUUUGAGAAAUAUGACAGGACAGAUAAGGAGGCAUCAGCAGCCGGAGACGAUUGUUUCCAGUCUGGAAUGGGCUAUUCAGAGAAAGCCAAAAAAACAAUGGACACCAACAUCACAACAGACUAUGGCAAGAUCUCCGGCGAUGUCCAAAUUAACCUGAGCUUUGUAAAGUAAGUCAAAGUCUAAAAUCAACAAGAAGAUCCAGUUCUAUAUGAUAAAUUUGACAUUGAGAGAAUUUUUGAUGCAGUGUCCAGCGGUGACAUUGCUAGACUCAGUGGCUUGGAGGAGUAUCUGAAUAAAAACAACAAGAAGCUCACAAGCAUGGAAUAUCGACCCAGUGGAAAAACAGCCCUGAUGAAGGCCCUGCUCAACACUAAAAAUGAACAGAAUGAUACAGUGGAGCACUUGUUGGAAAUUGCAGAAAGGAUGGGACAUCUGGAUAAGUUAGUAAAUGCAGCAUAUACAGACCCCUACUAUGAGGGACAGACAGCUCUUCAUAUCGCCAUUGAAAGACGGAAUAAGCACUUUGCUAGGUUGCUACUUGACAAAGGGGCACAAGUUCAUGCAAAGGCAUGUGGGAAAUUCUUCCAGCCACAUGGUGAAACAUGUUUCUACUUUGGGGAGCUUCCACUGUGUCUGGCAGCCUGUACCAAUCAAAGGGACAUGGUAGACCUCCUUUUAGAGAAAAACGCAGACAUAAGGCAUACAGACUCUCUGGGCAAUACAGUUCUUCAUGCUCUUGUGAUGGUGGCUGAUAACAGUGAUGAGAACACUGACUUUGUCAUUUCUAUGUACGAUUACAUUCUUACCAAGGAUGCUGUCAAAAAUCCAAAACAUACCAAGCUGGAGGACAUUGAGAACAAUCAGGGACUUACACCUAUCAAGCUGGCUGCUAAAAAGGGCAAGAUUGGGUUGUUUGAACACAUUCUGCAUCGUGAGUUCCAGCAGAAAGAGUGCAGGCAUCUGUCCCGAAAGUUCACAGAGUGGGCUUAUGGGCCUGUGUAUUCCUCACUGUAUGACCUGGCUUCACUCGACACCUACGAGAAAAACUCUGUCCUGGAAAUUAUUGUCUAUGGCACAGAGAUACCUAAUCGUCUAGAGAUGCUUCAGAUUGAACCUCUUAAUAAUUUGCUGGAGGAGAAAUGGAACAGAUUUGCCUUCGGGAUGUUUGUCUUUAAGGCUGUUGCUUAUUUGUUUUACCUGAUCAUCUUCACACUCAUCUGUUACUACCGAAAAGAAGGCCCGCCAAAAUUUUCAAUUGAGAAGACAACUGAAGGCUAUCUAGAGCUAGCGGGUCAAGUCUUCACAACUAUCGGAUCGCUGUAUUUCUUCAUUAGAGGGCUGAUUGACAUAACAAGAAAGCGUCCGACACUGCAAGCACUGCUGAUAGAUGGGUGUUCUGACCUGCUUUUUUUUUUUCAGGCCAUGUUCUUUCUGAUCUGUGUGGCGCUCUAUUUUGGUAAGAGACAAGAGUAUCUGGCCUUUCUGGUCAUUUGUCUGGCUCUGAGCUGGGUCAAUCUACUCUACUUUUUCAGAGGAUCCCAACACAUGGGCAUCUACAGCGUUAUGAUCCAGAGGAUGAUCCUUAGCCACAUUCUGCGCUUCCUUUUCGUCUACAUCGUCUUCCUUGUUGGAUUUUCAGCAGCUGUGGUGACUCUGCUUGAGGAGGGAAACUCACCUGAUGUACAAUCGCGGAGAGGAAAAGGUCGUUCUAUGUUCAUAGACGACCCAAACAACACAGGCUGCAAGAAGCCCACUUACAAUGACUUAUCCUUCACCAUUCUGGAGCUCUUUAAGUUCACCAUAGGCAUGGGUGACCUGGAGUUCACAGAUAACUAUCAAUAUAAACACAUAUUCUACGUGCUGCUCAUAUCGUACAUUGUGCUGACGUACGUUCUGCUUCUGAACAUGCUGAUUGCCCUGAUGAACAAGAGUGUGGAGGAGAUGUCCGAGGAGAGUGCCAGAAUCUGGAAAUUACAGCGUGCCAUCACAACCUUGGACAUUGAGAGAAGUUUUUGCUGCCUGAAGACAAAGCUACGCUCUGGAGUGAAGAGAAACCUGAGCCAGAAAGAGGAAGAAGAUUGGCGUUGGUGUCUCAGAGUGGAGGAAGUCAAUUGGAAGAAAUGGAACCACAACCUAAGCAUCAUCAGCGAGGAACCUGGGGAUUUUAGCAGUGACAUAUCACCUCAGACAGAGUACAGCCAGGGUGGGUUUCUGCGCAACCUCAGCCUACGCAGGUCAAGGAAUCGCUCAGAACAAGGACAUGAGCUAAAACCCCUCAAAUCUAUUUUAGAGUGACCCCCUAAAUACUAAACUGUCUAUGGUUGUCGUGCUUGUGUAUUUAUUCAGGUCUAUUUUUAAAAUGAUGGAAGCUUUGGAGGACAGGCUUCACUGUUCAUCAUAGGCUCUCAAAUGUUGUACUGUUUUAACUGAGGUCAUUAAACAAGAUAAAGAAUGUAUCUAAUGUGUGAAUUUGCUGCCCUCUUUUGGCAAGAUGUGGAAUUACUGCACAAACCAAAUACAGUAGUUGAUAGGUUUAAUGCUAGAAUCUGUUAGUGUAUGGGGAGUUUGGAAUCUCCUCUUGUUAUCAUGUCUGUUUAUUUUAUCUUGAAAUGCACUUAGCUGGAGUGACUGCUGUAGAUUUCCUGCACACAAUGUCCCCAACACCCAGAUGUUUCAGAACAUCUGUAGUGAUUAAAUGAAUGUACAGAUGAAUUAAUGAAUCUUGAUAUAUAGCUGGAUAUAUACUUGUUAUACUCCACGUGUUAUUUAUGUAGUUACCCUGGAUAUUGUAUGCAAAUGAGAUGUUUUAUAGAUGUUAAUAUUUGUUUGUACAGUUGUAAUACACGUGGC